Parastagonospora nodorum SN15 is the source of this 1233-nucleotide messenger RNA. RefSeq lists its product as hypothetical. The record is from RefSeq and is a predicted model, not a curated record. NCBI's taxonomy places the organism in Eukaryota, Fungi, Ascomycota, Dothideomycetes, Pleosporales, Phaeosphaeriaceae. Gene Ontology annotation, biological process: carbohydrate metabolic process. Bases 1 to 1233 code for a protein of 410 amino acids. The transcript has a single exon.
AUGUACUUCGCCCAAACGACUGCAUUCUACUACGGAGAGGAGGCAUUUGCCAUAAGGAUGCAAGCCUACGAUGAUAUCCUCUGGGUCGUCUUAGAGUGGCUCGAGAGCAUCAAAUUCAUCAACGAACACUCGUCUACCCAGAACCAGCCAUGGCACGCCCAGCAGUUCAUCCCAGCAUUCUCCCACCGCGCGCGCAUAUUCUACCAACUCUCCGAAGCCGGCUGGGACUGGCGCCUUUGCGGCGGCGGCAUGACAUGGAACCCACGCCUCCUCCCCUACAAAAACGCCAUCACAAACCAGCUCUUCAUCGCCGCAAGCGCGAGCAUGUACCUUCACUUCCCCGGCGACGACAACUGUAGCCCCUUCCUCUCCGCCUCCAACGAAUGCAGUCGCCGCCCCCACGACCCAGCAUUCCUGAAGAACGCCAUCGACGGCUAUACUUGGCUGAACAACUCGGGCAUGCGGAAUCCUCAGGGCUUGUACACGGACGGAUUCCACAUCAGCGGCUACCGCUCGAAUCGCAGCAAGACGACGUGUGACGAGCGCAACGAGAUGGUGUACACAUACAACCAAGGCGUCAUCCUCUCCGGCCUGCGCGACCUGUUCGCAGCCACGGGCAACGCCGCGUACUUAUCUGACGCGUUCGUCCUGAUUGCCAACGUCGUGCGCGCGACGGGCUGGGGCCGCAAAGACGGCAAGUGGGCUGGUCUCGGGCGCAACGGCGUCCUGGAAGACUUUUGCGAUGCGCGUGGGACGUGCAACCAGGACGGACAGACGUUCAAGGGCGUGUUUUGGCAUCAUUUGGUGGCGUUUUGUCGGCCGCUUGGUUUGCAGGGCGGGGCGAGCGAGGAGGUGCAUGGGCAGAAGUGCAAGGCGUUAAUGGAGUGGGUUGUGUGGAAUGCGAAAGCUGCGCUGCGCACGAGAGAUCGCAGGGGAAGGUUUGGGGAGUGGUGGAGCGCGGCACGACGGUCGAAUCUCGCGGGUGGUGAUGAAGAAGGCGGUGGAGUGCUCCCAGAUGGUGCGGUCGAUUAUCGAAACUACCCGGCCCUGCUCGCGGAUUGGAAGAAAGAUGAGGUGGCGCGAGAAGAUGUAUCUCAGCACAGCACAAAGCCAGCAACGUCAGGCGAUCCAAGUUCUCGCGGCCGUGGACGAACAGUCGAAACACAAGGCAGCGGCUUGUCCGUCGUGCGAGCCAUGUACGAAUUCUUGAAGCUGAGUGAGAAAGAAUCAUAG